GUUACGCUUCCGGGGGAGAUGCUGGGCAUGGCGGCGGCUGUCCUCCCUGGAGGCGGGAGAUGCUGAAGGGAUGCUGGCAGAAGGGGAACAAUCAGAAGUGUCACCAAAAGGAUCCAAAGAGCAGGUGGAGCAAAGGAAGCUGAGGGCUCAAGAUGGAGGCAGCAGGCGAGAGAGGAGACGAAAGCAGAAGCUGGAGGGUAAAUCAGGUUCUGGUGUCUUUUGAGGAGGUGGCAGUAUAUUUCACCCAGGAAGAGUGGGCGCUCCUGGGUCCAGCUCAGAGGGCUCUCUACAGGGAAGUCCUGCUGGAGAAUUAUGAGGAAUUGGCUUCUCUGGAAGGGCCUCUGUUUCCUCAACCUCGCCUCAUCUCCUGGUUGGAAGAAGAGGAAGAGGAGUUUGUCCAGGAGAAAGAAGCAGGUAGUCGAAAAGCACUAGUGACAUGCCGCAGGUCCUCUCCUCUUUGGGAUGAAGUGGAAGGAAUGGCUCUCCCUUCAGCUCAGAGUCUGGUGUCCUUUGAGGAGGUGGCUGUCUACUUCAACAGGAUCGAGUGGGCCUUGCUGAAUUCAGGCCAGCAAGAACUCUACAAAGAUGUCAUGCUGGAUAAUUACAGGAACUUGGCCUCUCUGGAAGGGCCACUGAUGCCCCAAUCGGACCUAAUCUCCUGGCUUGAAGAAAAGGAAGAUUGGUUGGUCCAGAAAAGAGAGGCAGAAGAGCCUCUGGUGCUCCAAUUAGACCUCAUCUCCUGCCCUGAAGAAAAGGAAGCACUGUUGGACCAGAAGGGAGUGGCAGAAUGGCCUCUGGUGUCCCAAUUGGACCUCACUUGGUUUGAAGAAAAAGAAGAGUUGUUGGUCCAGAAGAAAAGGGCAGGUGAUGGACAGGACAAUGAGAAUUAUCAGGCGCCAUAUAUAGCGUUGUCAGAAACAACCACACAUGAUAUGGGGAAGGAAAUGUUUGGAAAUCAAAGAGAAAGACACAAGGCAAACCAAUCAAAGCCUAGGCAGAAGAAGCAAUCUGCUUCCCAGGGAGCUGAGGUCCAUGAACUCUUGAUCCCUCCAGAAGACUGUAAAGAUAAUAAGAAUAUUACGUGUCCGGUGUGUGAGAAAAUAUUCCAAUAUAGAUCACAGUUAAAUACACAUAGCAGAAGUCACACAGGAGAGAAACCAUACAAAUGCACAGAGUGUGGGAAGAGCUUCAGUACAAGCAGUUCCCUUACUGCACAUGGAAGAACCCACACCGGAGAGAAACCAUAUAAAUGCAUGGAGUGCGGAAAGAGCUUCAGCCAAAGAGGAAGUCUUAUUGCCCAUCAAAGAACCCACACAGGGGAGAAGCCAUAUAAAUGCAUGGAGUGCGGAAAGAGCUUCAGUCAACUUGGACAUCUUAUUUCCCAUCAGAUAAUCCACAAAGGGGAGAAACACUGUAACUCCGGACAGAUUGACUGUGGAGAGGGCCUCCAUGAUAGCAUAACCUUUACUGAACACCAGAGAACCCACACAGGAGAGAAGCAGUAUAAAUGUCUGGAAUGUGGGAAGAGCUUUGACAUGAGAGGAACCCUGGCCAAACAUCAAAGAAUCCACACAGGGGAGAAACCAUAUAAAUGCACGGAGUGCGGAAAGAGCUUCCGGGCUAGUUGGACCCUUUGUAUACAUAAACGAAUCCACACGGGGGAGAAACCAUAUAAAUGCUUGAACUGCGGGAAGAGCUUCCGGGAUGGCGGAACCCUUGCCAAACAUCAAAGAAUCCACAAAGCGGAGGAAAGAUACAUCUGUACGGACUGUGGAAAGGUAUUUCGGGGGAGCGGUAGCCUUACUUUACACCAAAGAGUCCACACAAGGGAGAAGCAGUGUGCUGGGUGGAACCUUUCCAAACAUGAAAUAAUCCUCAUGGGAAAAACCGUAUCCAAGGUGAAGCUGGCUGGAGGAAGAUUCCCCAUCCUUAUCCUUGGGUGGUGGGUGAUGGAAAUGGCGGAGGGGUUUGUCAUGGCAUCGCCGGAUCCCCAGGAAGAAGUCCCUUCUGGGCAGGAAGGACAGCCCAGGAUCAAAAUAGAGGAGACAUGCUUCUCAGAAUCUGAACGUGAGAUGGGAGUGAAAGGGUCCGAAAGAGCCCCUCACAUCUUCAAGGCGGGGAGCAUUCGGGAAUUGCUUUGCAAGGCGCCGGGGAGACAGUUGACGCAGGUUCCAGGCGAAGGGCUCCUUCAGCAAUGGGAGAGCCAGUGGCAAGAGUUCCUGGGGACCUUGGAGGCCCCCCAGAUGCCGGAGGAGACCACCCCCUGGGACGACGCCAAGGCCUUCCUGGCCUCCUUCGAGCAAGUGGCCAAAGCUUGCCGUUGGCCCUGGGAAGAGUGGGCGGCCAAGCUGCUGCCGGCCCUCAGCGGGGAAGCCGAGAGAGCCUUUUGGAGCCUGGAAGCCGGAGACAGAGAGGAUUAUGGGAAAGUGAAGGCGGCCAUCUUGCGCGGGGACACCAUCAGCAGGGAGAAGAACCGCCAGUACUUCCGGCGCUUCUGCUACCGGGAGGCUGAGGGGCCACGAGGGGCGUAUAGCCGCCUCCAGGAGCUCUGUCGGCGGUGGCUGAAGGUGGAGAGGCACUCGAAGGAGCAGAUCCUGGAGCUGCUGAUCUUGGAGCAGUUCCUGACCAUCUUGCCAGCCGAGGUCCAGAGCUGGGUCAGGGAUCGCGGGCCGGAGACCUGCUCCCAGGCGGUGGCCCUGGCUGAGGAUUUCCUGCUGAGGCAGCUGCAGGUGGAGGAACAGGAGCAGCAGGUGUCUACAGAGGCAGAUGUGAAUCCCCCCAAAGAAGAGGAGGUUCUGGAGCCCGGAGAGGUGCUGGGGCCCAGUUGGGAGAUCAGUGAUGCAAACCAUGCUGGUCUUCUGUUGUGCGAUCCCGUUUCUGCGGAUGCAAAGACCCGCCACUUCUUAGAAUGUCCCUUGCAGAGAGAACCCCAGGGGCCGCCGCUGCAAAGAACGGGGCGAGACGUUCCCCCGUGCAACAAGCAGGAAGAAGCAGGAAGAAGUUCUAACGGGCUGGCGAGAGGGACAGAAGCAAGUCCAAAGGAGAAAGCUGCCUGGGAGUUGGACAAGAGCCAGCCAGGGACCCUGGGGACUGAGACCCAGGCCGCCUCCCCAAAUGGGAAUAGCGUCAAACUGAAGCCGCCGCUGGGCAUCCAUCCUGGGCCAGGACCCUACAAAUGCUCCGAGUGCGGGAAGAGUUUCUGCCGGCGCUCCUACCUGUCCCAGCACCACCGCAUCCACACCGGGGAGAAGCCCUACGAAUGCUCCUACUGCCAGAAGGCCUUCCGGGUGCGCGCUCACCUCACGAAGCACAGGCGCCUGCACAUGGGGGAGAAGCCCUACAAGUGUGGGGACUGCGGCAAGGGCUUCCGCCAGUCGUCCAACCUCCAUAAGCACUUGAAAAUGCACGUGGGCGCCCCGAUCUACAGGUGCCCAGAUUGCGGGAAGAGCUUCGGCCAGCGCUCCAAGUUUUGCCAGCACCGCAAGGCGCACGCCGGCGGGAAGACCUACCGGUGCUCGUGGUGCGGGGAGAGCUUUGGCGAGCUCCGGCUCCUCCGCGCGCACCGGCGGAGCCACGCGGCGGAGUGGGCCUACCAGUGCCCCACCUGCGGGAAGGCCUUCAAUCACCGCUCGAGCUUCCUGAAGCACAGGGUGACCCACACGGGGGAGAAGGCCCACAAGUGCCCCACCUGCGGGAAGGCCUUCAGCCAGUCCUCCAACCUUCGCAAGCACCAGAAGAUCCACACCGGGGAGAAGCCUUACAAAUGCCUCACCUGCGGGAAGUCGUUCACCCAGCGCUCGCACCUCAACCUCCACCAGAACACCCACAAAGGGUUCAAGUCGUACAAAUGCUUAGGCUGCGGGGACAGCUUCACCAACAGGUCGCACCUUAUGAAACACAAACUGAGACACGCCAGCACAAAAGUGGCAACUUCGGCCUGAAAUCCCCCCUUAAUU
Molecule: messenger RNA, 3956 nt
Organism: Lacerta agilis (Sand lizard)
Lineage: Eukaryota; Metazoa; Chordata; Lepidosauria; Squamata; Lacertidae
Product: zinc finger protein 184-like
Exons: 14
Coding region: 153-3941 (1262 amino acids)
Biological process (GO): negative regulation of transcription by RNA polymerase II
Molecular function (GO): DNA-binding transcription repressor activity, RNA polymerase II-specific
Source: RefSeq, a predicted model, not a curated record